Molecule: messenger RNA, 2187 nt
Organism: Symbiodinium sp. CCMP2592
Lineage: Eukaryota; Dinophyceae; Suessiales; Symbiodiniaceae
Source: the annotation of a GenBank genome assembly
AUGGCUGCUGCCGUUCGAAUCGCGAAGGUGGAGUGCAGCAAGUACUCGACAACGCUGGCAGCCGCUAGCCAUGGCUUCCCUGCAGGCGCGCGGAUAAAGGUGGAAGGGCUGCCGGAACUUCAGCGAGAGACCUUCAUAGUUAAUCGGUCAACACACGGCCGAUUCUCGAUCUGGCGCAACGUUUGCGUGGAGAUUGCUAGUGUGGACCCGUCCGAAUCUAUCGUCCGUACAACGAGUCCGCAUAAAAUCAGUAAUUAUAUGAAGAAUGUUACGCUGCACGUUUUCGACACCGACAUUCACCUUCUCGUCGAAAAGGUGUUCAAUGUCGAAGAAGUUGUUGACGAUUCUUCCCUGCGCCUCAAGGCCUGGUGUGGAGACCAUAAGACAUGGUACCCAGCGAAGCUGUCUGCCAACUGGGCUGGUGGGUCCUUGAGUAUGAAGCACUGCGAUGUGGUUCUGCCGCAGUCACAAUGCACAGGCUCCGGUGUUGCAACGCUCGCUUGUCGGCCACCCGUCUCUGAGGAGCUAUGCAUUCACGACUGGCACGAGGCACUGCGAGCAGUAAGAGGAUGCGUCAGCAAAGAGGUGCCACCUGUGACACGGCCCGUGCUUCCAGGGUCAUCGCUGCUACACGUCCAGUAUUGUGGAUGGGACCACUGCAUUGGUGUUUUCCAACGCACCAGCGAGAUGAAGUUCGACUUGGGGCCCUUAGUGUCCAUCAUCUACGUGGAUCAGCUUAAACUGUGGUGCCUCCUUGCCGAUGUUGAGGCUGUCCACCCUUUGUGUGAGCGGCGCUGGUCUUUGGGACUGAGCAACUUUGAUGGUCCUCAGCUUCUGUACGUUCGCAAAGAUGCAAGUCCACUCGGUCGCUGGGAGCCUGUGAUUGGCCCAGGGCCAGGUCCUCUUGUCAGCAUCUACAAAGAGGUUUCGAUCGUGCAACCAGCUUCAAGGCAGACAUCUAUGCUAAUGCAUCCCAGCAGCUGUUCGGUUUUGGACAUGCUGCUCAACUACACUCACGCAGAUUGGCGGGGUGGGCGGCUUGAAAACAACGUUUGGGGUCUGAGCUCCUUGGAAGGAAUCUUGACCGCGGUCAGCUUGUGGCGAGAGCUUCGUGUAUGUUCCGCCGUUUGCCAGUCAUGGCAAGCCGCUCUGAAGCCCUUCGCUUCUCUGACUCGAAUGUGUUAUCACGCGCUGCGGAUACCACAAGGAAUUAACUUGCCCAUGCCAUCCCUUCAAGACAUUGUUCAAGCCAUUGUCUUGUCAGCAAACACAUGGAUGCAUGGUCUGCACAUGAUUCACUUACCGAUAUUUCUGGAUCAUGCUUGGCCUGCACGUGUAUCGUCUGUGGAGCUUUCAGCUGAGAUGGGCAACGGGGAAGAGCAUUUCAUGAGUGGACCAACAGCACAAACAAUCAACAAGCAUGCAGCUGCUGCCUCCCAAGUUGCGCAGCAGAUACUUCGUGGAGUGCCACUACCUUGGAAGGUGCGACCAUACACAACAAAAAGUGAAACUCGAGAUGGACGCCGACAUGCAGGCUGCGAACUGCUGGAUUUUCAUCACGAGCAUGCUCCGGAGAAGUCUGCAGCCGAAGUGUUCGUUCAUGCGGACACCGACGGGCACAUGCAGCUUGGCCAGCUGGAUGGCACCGAACUACUUCCGCAUUCAACUGAUGCGCUUGGCCCUUUGAUAAACCAGGGAUUAUCUGUAUCGCGGGUGACACGACGAUGGGCGUCAACCUAUCAUCAGCCUCGCGCAGAUGGUGAGCCAUGCGGGUUUCCCUUUUGCAGAAAGUUGAGUUUUCCUUGCCAUGUUUGCUCGAUGGAUAAAGAAGGCCGAACUCGACUUGGAGCUUCCCAACUUUCAAGUGGAUAUGUAUUGCACUUCUUGACCGCAGAUGCUGCCGAGAUCACACUGGAAAUCAGCGUCGAUCUGAUCCCAUUCUUUGCAACUUCCAAAGACCCUUCACUCGUGGAACAGCUGCUGUCAGCUGUUCCCUGGGGAGACGACGAGGAGGAAGAAGAAGAAGAAGGCGAAGAAGAAGCGGAGGAAGCGGACGAGGAAGCCGAGGAGGAAGAUGAGCUGGACGUGGAGGACCUUCAGGCCGGUGAUCUUGGCUAUGUUCGAUGGAGGCCGCCGAGACGGCGCCUGGUGGGGAAGCAGCGGCCCCCCGAGAGUUACCGAAGCUGA